GACACACAGUCGCCGACACAGCAGACCAUCGAUAAGCGGUUCAACGAUUUCAUGGAUCUGUUGAACAAAAGCAAACACUUUUCCGUUGUUAUGGAGAAUAAUCUGAGACAACAGCGACAAGAGCUGAUCCAAUGCCAAGACACCACUCCUAGCCCUCAGCCAAUUGGCUUUAAUCACCACAAUCUCAAGAGCGACAGUUCUUCUGCUGGACCUCUGAAUCCAAUCAAUUCAUUGACACAAACGAAUGGUACGGAUGAAGCGACUCCGCGAAAGUCUCUCAGACUUCAAGGAGUUUGUAAGAUAAGACUCAAUGAUGACAGCAAUGAUAUAGAGUCGGACGCAGACACGUCUGACACGAGAUCCAGUAGUUCUUCGUAUGAGAAUAAAGGCGUUGCAGUCGAUUCCAGACAACCAUAUCUGGUGUCAGGCACAGUUAUGCGAGACUAUCAGUUGGAAGGACUGGAAUGGAUGCGACUCCUGAUAGCGAACAACACGAAUGGCAUUCUGGCCGAUGAGAUGGGUCUGGGGAAGACCAUUCAAGCCAUUGCUAUUAUCUCACAUAUUAUUGAGUCCAACCAUAAGGACCCCUUUGUGGGCCCAUUCCUCGUGAUCGCGCCGUUGACCACACUUCACAACUGGAAGCUCGAGUUCACCCGUUUUGCGCCAUUAGUUCCGGCGUUUGUUUUGCACGGAAACCAAAAGGAGAGAAAACUACUGUACCCUCAGAUCGCCAAAGCGGCGAACAUUCACUUCGGUUUGCCUAUGAAGAGACGGAAGUGCUAUCCAGUGGUCAUCACGUCGUAUGAGGUGUUCAAGCGAUGCAUCGGUGUUAUGAAGAAACAUAAGUGGAUGUAUGUUGUGGUCGAUGAGGGACACAAACUCAAGAAUAUCAACUGCCAGUUGUCC
Oppiella nova is the source of this 906-nucleotide messenger RNA. NCBI's taxonomy places the organism in Eukaryota, Metazoa, Arthropoda, Arachnida, Sarcoptiformes, Oppiidae. The record is from the annotation of a GenBank genome assembly.